UAUCAUAUCGUCUUGUCAAGCCGAGAAGAGAAGAUUUCAAAGUGGGAUGCGAAGUAAUAUUCCGACAUGUAUACUAUUUCUUGUUGCCACUGCACUUACACAGUCAUUAAUUGUCACUGGAAAACAGUUGGAUUACGAUGCUUCCGUUCCGGUCAAUGACGUUGGAUUCCAUGUGGAUCGUGCAAAGAGCCAUGGCCUUGAGAGCACAAUUCAUGGAAGGAAAGUUGGAGAUGCCUCGAUUCCGAUCAAGUCUCGUGUGGAUCGUGCUAGUAAUGAUCUCAGGGAUUUCACUGCUUGCUCGGUGGUUCUUUAUGAUGCUAAGUUCACAAAUAAGGAUAUCAAUGAAUAUAUCAAAUUGUGGAAGAACAAGGAGUUCCACAGAAUCUUCUACAUCUCAAUCAAUGUUCCACAAGGAAAGGAGUUCAAGUUGGAGGAGGUUAUCGCUGGAAUUGAGGGAUUCGAAGAAAUUGAAAACGAUUCAACCAAGAUGACCAGAGACGAUGGAAAGGUUGCAAACGUCAGCGUCUUGGAGGUCGGACAACAAAUCAGAAUUGUUAUUGAUUAAUCGUUUGAAUUUUUGUUUUUUUUUUUGUUUUUCCGCCACGAAAUAAAUUGCAUUCUUAUCAA
Molecule: messenger RNA, 627 nt
Organism: Caenorhabditis elegans
Lineage: Eukaryota; Metazoa; Nematoda; Chromadorea; Rhabditida; Rhabditidae
Gene: F56G4.7
Product: F-box associated domain-containing protein
Exons: 5
Coding region: 47-565 (172 amino acids)
Source: RefSeq, marked reviewed